Molecule: messenger RNA, 2191 nt
Organism: Synchiropus splendidus (mandarinfish)
Lineage: Eukaryota; Metazoa; Chordata; Actinopteri; Syngnathiformes; Callionymidae
Gene: ift74
Product: intraflagellar transport 74
Exons: 20
Coding region: 127-1932 (601 amino acids)
Biological process (GO): cilium assembly; intraciliary transport involved in cilium assembly
Cellular component (GO): cilium; centrosome; intraciliary transport particle B
Molecular function (GO): beta-tubulin binding
Source: RefSeq, a predicted model, not a curated record
CAUGCCUCGAUUCAUAGUGACGAAGAAGACUUCGUGAUGUGGAUUAUUUCUUGCUAAAUCGAUUAACCGUUCGUUUGUCCUCUUCAAAUCUGAAACGAAGAGCCACUAAGCGUCCUGCAAGACAGCAUGGCGAGCCAGCGACCGUCUUCCAGUAUGGGACGACCCAUGAGUCGCAGUGGAACUGUGGUUCAUUCAAGUGGAAGACCUCCGACAGCCAUCAGGCCUCCUCCUACUGCCAUCCGUGUCGGUACCGGGAUGGUUCCAGGAACAAGUGGACUGAGAGGCAGUCUAAGCACCGCCACUCAAGGGGUGCUGUCCGCACCCAUUAAAGUGACCGACAGGCCAGUGACCCAGCAAGGGCUCAGUGGGAUGAAAACCGGAAUGAAAGGUCCUCAAAGGCAGAUCUUGGAUAAGUCGUAUUAUUUAGGCCUCCUCAGGAGCAAAAUCAACGAGCUGACCAUUGAAACCAGCAAGCUGCACAAAGAGAUAGAAAACUACAACCAGGAGAACUCUGUCUAUCUCUCAUACGAGAGAAGAGCAGAAGGUCUGGCCUCAGAGAUCAGGGAUCUGCAGUGCCAGCUUGCUGACUACAACAUGCUGGUGGACAAACUCAACACGAGCACAGACAUGGACGACAUGACCAACGACUACAACAGUUUGAAAGCUCAGAAUGACAGUGAGGCUGAAGGCAUCGACCACAUCUUCACUGAACGACGGGAACGAGAGGAGGCCAUCAGGGCCAUCGAGGAGGAGGUCAAGAAGGAGAGACGCGCCGCCGACAAGGUGGUCCAGUCCAUGCCCACGGCCAAGCAGGAGAAGUACUUCGCCAUGACCAGCGACAACGAGGGGCUGCUGCAGAGCCUGAGUGUCCUUCAGGAGGAGCUGGACGUCCUGCUCACCAGGAAGGAGGACUAUGAAGCGGAGAUGGACCACUCCCAGAUCAAGCAAGAGAUGGUUCGGCUUCACCAGACGCUGGUGACGCUGGAGUCCAAACGUGACGCCCUGGAGGCCGAGCAGAAGAACAUGGGCACGCCUCAGCAGGAGCGAGAGAAACUCUUGAAGCAGGUGAAAGAGGACAAUCAGGAAAUCGCCAGCAUGGAGAGACAGCUGACUGAGAUCAGAGAACGGACAGGUCAAGCCACGGAGCAGGUCCGGCAGCUGGAGCAGGACUGCGAACAAGCGCACGGGGAGUCUCAGCAAAAGUACAGAGAGCUGAAGAGGAGAGAGGAGGACAUCGACCGUUUCUUGAACUCUCAUGAGGAGCAGGUGGGUCAGGAGCAGCAGAGGAUGGGCCAGAGUCAGGAGAACAUCGUCUCACUCCUGGAGCACUGCAGCAGGAACAUGCUGCGGCUGCGUCAGGUGGACACCAUAACAGCCAGCGAGCUGAGGAACAUGCAGGAAGUUCUGGUCAGCAAGGAGACGGAGGUGGUCCAGUCGGAGAGCACGGCCCGUGGCCUCAGCUCUGAGUCUCAGCGGCUCCAGCAGGACCUGGAGAAGGUGCAGCAGCUGGAGGGCAAGAUUUCCGGGGAGCUGAGCACCCUGAAGGAGCGGAUCAGCACCAUGGAGUCUGAGCUGGUCACCUACAGAGACCUGGACUUGCUCAGGCGCUCGGCCGAGGACAGGAAAAAGAAGCUGCAGGAGGAGCGAGUGUCUCUGAGUCAGCGCCAGGGCUCCUUCAAACAGCUGCUGGAGGAGUUGAGCCGUCAAUACGAAGAGCAGAAGACCAAACUGCAAGAGAAUGAGACUCACACACAGCUGGCAAACCUGGAGCGGAAGUGGCAGCACCUGGAACAGAACAACUUUGUCAUGAAGGAGUUCAUUGCCUCCAAAUCUCAGGAGAGCGACUUCGCCUCUGUGGCCAAGAAGGUUCAGCAACAUGUGUCGGAGUACAACAAGAGCCUGAUCGAUGCUCUGCAGAGCAACAGGAGCUGAACAUGCGGCGUUCCUCACCUUCGUGUCGCGACUGUUCAAUCUCAUUGAAUCAUGUUAUCAUGUGAUCAAAUUAAUAUUUUUGUAUAAUAAGUGUUCCCUUGAAACAAGUCACUUUUUCAUUAUGUGUCCUCAUCCCCAGAGGCCUAUAGAUGGCAGCUGUGAUGUUUGAAAAACUGAAUUAAAGCGCCACCUACCGACCUCAGAACGUGAUGCACUCACUGUCCUUAAUCUGCUGCGGAAUAAUAAAUAAUUUCCUAUU